Andrographis paniculata is the source of this 1585-nucleotide messenger RNA. Its product is annotated as probable pectinesterase 15. Bases 2 to 1312 code for a protein of 436 amino acids. Lineage: Eukaryota; Viridiplantae; Streptophyta; Magnoliopsida; Lamiales; Acanthaceae. Gene Ontology annotation, molecular function: pectinesterase activity. The transcript has 4 exons. The record is from RefSeq and is a predicted model, not a curated record. Gene Ontology annotation, biological process: cell wall modification.
CAUGACCCUCAAGAACUCAGCUCUCUUAUGGCUCACCGCCAUAGCCAUUCUCUUCCUCUCCAUUGCUCUCUCUCUCCUCCCCUCUCACUCCUCCAUUCAAGCCUUCCACAAUGUCGCAGCUAAGCUUCGCCUCCACCACAUCUUCCAUGGCAUCAAUUAUUUCUACACAAAACCCCACCACCACCACCACCACCACCACCACCGCCGCCGGCGCCGCCGCCGCGGAUCGUGCGAAGCCCUGAGGAAAUCGAGCCUCAUAUCUCUGUACAACGUGAGCACAGUCUACACGGUGGUGGCCAGCGGCGGCAAGUGCGCGAAUUUUAGCAGCGUCCAGAAAGCGGUGGAUGCUUUGCCGGAUUUCAGCGAUUCCUGGACACUCAUUGUAAUUGAUUCAGGCACUUAUAGGGAAAAGGUGGUGGUGAGCCCUAACAAGACGAAGGUGAUAAUGCAAGGGCAGGGAUACCUCAAGACUGCUAUAGCAUGGAAUGACACAGCCAAUUCUACAGGAACAACUGCCCUCACUUACACCUUUGCAGCUCUGCCUCCUAAUUUCCUUGCCUAUAACAUCAGCUUUGUGAACAGCGCGGGAGCACCUGAUCCGGGGGCGGUGGGAGGACAGGCGAUAGCACUGAAGGUUUCCGGCGACCAAUCAGCGUUCUACGGCUGCGGGUUUUACGGCGAGCAAGACACCCUCAAUGACGACCGCGGCCGCCAUUAUUACAAAGAUUGCUUUAUCCAGGGCUCCAUCGACUUCAUCUUCGGGAAUGCCAGAUCCCUAUUCCACGACUGCCGGAUCAAUUCCACCGCCAAAGACCUCCCCUCCGGCGGCGGCGUCGGCGGCAGCAUCACCGCCCACGGGCGCGACUCCGCCGCUGAGAAUUCUGGAUUCUCUUUCGUCAAUUGCAGCAUCUCCGGCUCCGGCCAGGUCUGGCUCGGCCGGGCUUGGGGCCACUACGCCACCGCCGUUUUCUCCCGGACGUACAUGUCCUCCGCCGUCGCCGCCGACGGCUGGAACGACUGGCGCGACUCCUCCCGUGACCGAACGGUGACAUUUGGGGAGUUUGAGAACUACGGGCCAGGAGCAAAUUAUACAUACCGAGUGGGGUACGCCAAGCAGCUGAAGGAAUCGGAGGCGGAGCCAUACAUGAAUAUUUCUUACAUAGAUGGAGAAGAGUGGCUGCUUCUGCAGCCUGAUGCUGAAGAAUCCUCCGACCAAUCCUUAAUUAACGACGACGACGACGACUUCCUCUUCCUAGGUUUAGCAGAAGACGACGAUGAUUAUGCUGCAUCUUCGUCUAUCCAGACUUACUGAUUGAUCAUAUUCAUAGACAAACACAUAACAUAUAUAUAUAUAUAUAUAUUAAUUCUUUCUUGUGAUUAAUUACUAAUAGUGCGUAGUUCCUGCAGGCUGAUCUCGAUUAUAUAUAUACACAACUUCUCAUAUACAUACGUAUUCGUAUAUGACGAUAUUAUUAAUUACAAGUACGUAUAGCAUAUUGUAAUGUAUUUGUAUACACUGUAUGAUAGAAUGAUGAGCUACUAGUAUUCAGUUUCAAAAUAAAGGGAUUGUUUUAUUGUGUUUUAA